CAGAUGUCAGUGUAGCCGCGGCUCUGGCGCUCCGCACCCUCCGUCUGCGGCAGCCGGGCCUUGCGGCCCCGGCCCCUGCCCGGUCCCCUCCAACCCCAUGCCUCAGUCCUAACCCCGCCGCCCUCCUCCGCCGGGGGGCCUUUCCCCGUGCCCCCUGCCCGCCCCGUCGAAGUCGGGCGCCAUGAAUGACCAGUACCACCGGGCGGCCCGGGACGGCUACCUGGAGCUCCUCAAGGAGGCCACCCGGAAGGAGCUGAACGCCCCCGACGAGGAUGGCAUGACCCCCACCCUCUGGGCUGCCUACCACGGCAACUUGGAGUCGCUGCGUAUCAUCGUGAGCCGGGGGGGUGACCCAGACAAGUGUGACAUCUGGGGCAACACGCCCCUGCACCUGGCAGCUUCCAAUGGCCACCUGCACUGCCUCUCCUUCCUGGUGUCUUUCGGGGCCAACAUCUGGUGCCUGGACAACGACUACCACACACCACUGGACAUGGCCGCCAUGAAGGGCCACAUGGAGUGUGUGCGCUACCUGGACUCCAUCGCGGCCAAGCAGAGCAGCCUGAACCCCAAGCUGGUGGGCAAGCUGAAGGACAAAGCCUUCUGCGAGGCGGAGCGGCGCAUCCGCGAGUGCGCAAAGAUGCAGCGCAAGCACCAUGAGCGCAUGGAGCGGCGCUACCGGCGCGAGCUGGCCGAGCGCUCCGACACGCUCAGCUUCUCUAGCCUCACCACGUCCAGCACCCUGAGUCGCCGGCUGCAGCACCUGGCACUGGGUAGCCACCUGCCCUACUCGCAGGCCACGCUGCACGGCACCAACAGGGUCAAGACCAAGAUCCAGCGGAAACUGGAGCGGCGCAAGCAGGGUGGCGAGGGCACCUUCAAGGUCUCCGAGGACGGCCGCAAGAGCGUGCGCUCUCUCUCGGGCCUGCAGCUGGGCAGCGACGUGAUGUUCGUGCGCCAGGGCAACUAUGCCAACCCCAAGGAGUGGGGCCGCUCCCCGCUCCGGGACAUGUUCCUCUCCGACGAGGACAGCGUCUCCCGUGCCACACUGGCGGUCGAACCUGCCCACUCAGAGGUCAGCACCGACUCAGGCCACGACUCCCUGUUUACCCGCCCCGGCCUGGGCACCAUGGUAUUCCGCAGGAACUACCUGAGCAGCGGGCUGCAUGGGUUGGGCCGCGAGGAUGUGGUGCUCGACGGCGGGGGCACACCGCGGGGUCGGCUGCACAGCUCCCCCAGCCUGGACGAUGACAGCCUGGGCAGUGCCAACAGCCUGCAGGACCGCAGCUGUGGGGAGGAGCUGCCCUGGGACGAGCUGGACUUGGGCCUGGAUGAGGACCUGGAGCCUGAGACAAGCCCGCUGGAGACUUUCCUGGCCUCCCUGCACAUGGAGGAUUUCACCUCCCUCCUGAGGCAGGAGAAGAUCGACCUGGAGGCAUUGAUGCUGUGCUCGGACCUCGACCUCCGCAGCAUCAGCGUACCCUUGGGAUCCCGAAAGAAGAUCAUGGGCGCUGUGCGAAGGCGGAGGCAGGCGCUGGAGCGCCCACCCGCCCUGGAGGACACAGAGCUAUAACAAGGGGCUUCUCUCCCCAGACCAAAAUGAAUUGCAAGUUGCCACAACCCAUGGUGGGGCCUGGAGGUCCUCACAGUCGCCAGACCAGUAGCCCCCAGGGCCCUCCCUAGGGGCCAGGACCAUGUGGGUCGUCUCCCUUGAAAGCCUUUCCACACUCCGCAGCAGAGGGUGUGGCCUGGAGGCACCCAGAAGGGUCCUGGAGCCCUGGAACCACCCCCAUCCGAGUGGCCCUAAAGGACAUGUGGAUUUGUCAGAGGCUAGAGGAAAGGCAGGGGCCACUGGGGCCCCGGGGACUAGACGAUGUGCCCAUUAGAGCUGGGUGGGUGUGUGUAUGUCAGGGGUGGGCAUGGCCUGUCCCAGGGGCUAUCGUCUGCCCCACCUCUCUCCCCAGGCUGGAGACUUACUCACUUCCUCCAUUUUUGUGAAGGGAAGAGUUUGGGCUGCCUCCCCUCCCCACCAUAUACCCCAGAGAGGAGGUCCCAGCUAGACUCUUCAGCCAAAUGCCCUGACUUUAGUCCCCACACCUGCCUUUAGCACGGCCAGGCCCUUUCUCCUCCCACUGGCCAUGCUGGGGAGUUGGAGUGCCAGGCUGGAGUAUUGGGGGUGACUGGUGACCUUGCCAGCUCACCUUGGGGUGGGGCCCAGCCUGACUCCGCCCUCCCCACCCUGUCCUUCACCCUCCCUCUCUGUUGUGCAGCCUGGGGCAGGGACCCAGAGGGUCAGGGUAAUAGACACGUGGUGCUAGAGCAGCUGGCUGCAGUAUUAUCGUCCCUAGGCCCAGCAGGCGUGCUCUGGGCUGGAGAAAAACAUCCACCCUCUGCCUCAGUCUCCCAGGCCUGAGAUGGUCGGAGACGGGGUGUGGCAGGGCAUCAGGACUCUGCUGGGCAAGUCCUGUGAUGUGGACACAAGAGCAGCCUGAGGAUGUGGAUAAUCUAAGCGGCUAAUUGUCCCCAGGUCCCCAGGGCUCUGUGUUGGGGGUUGGUUGGUGAAUUUCCCUUGAGGUCUGGAAGCGGCUGGGUGGCUGCGUGGUUCUUCAUGAAUGGUGGGUAAGCAAGAGCCCAGUAUGUGCCCCUACUCUGGGAUGGUGAUGAAACCAGGAGAAAGGCCAGCCCCAGAGGGUCCUCAGACAUGUGUCCUCAGAGCUCUUCAGUUGGACUGAGGUCACAGAUGUGGGAGAGUCCCUCAGGAGUGCACACACGUGUGUGCACAUUCACACCCCCAUGCAGAUGUGUCCUUCCUCCUCUGUCAACAAUGGACCCCCAUCCCUGACCUUCAGCUUGGGAAGCAGUUCCUGCUGGGAGCACUGCCACAGCCCCCUACCUCCUUCCGGGGCCCCCUUGGCUGGGGCAGGGGAAAGAGAACCUCCAAAGAAGGCCACAGCCUCCCUUUGGUGUGUCUGUGCCUGUGUGUGGGCCCUGUCUACACAUGCCCAGAGCUGGGGGGUGUGAUGGAGGUGAUCUGUGGUCCCUGGUCCCACACAGAGGGCUUGGCUGCCCGCCACUGCCACCAUCAGCCCACCCCUGUGCUUCUCCCCAUUCUCUGGGCCUGAGCCUGGGGCCACCCCCCAAGUGCCUACUCGGAGCCCCAGGUGCUGCCCCUUCUCUCCUCUUCCUGGCUGUGUACUGCCUCAGCCCUCCUGGUUCUCCCAGUGCCAGGGUGGGCUGGGCUCAGUGACUCCCACCAUUGUACAGAUCACCCCUUCUGCAGGCUCAUUAUAACU
Rhinolophus ferrumequinum (greater horseshoe bat) is the source of this 3290-nucleotide messenger RNA. RefSeq names its product USH1 protein network component sans (gene USH1G). Gene Ontology annotation, molecular function: protein binding. Gene Ontology annotation, biological process: sensory perception of sound; equilibrioception; sensory perception of light stimulus. The record is from RefSeq and is a predicted model, not a curated record. The transcript is spliced from 3 exons. Lineage: Eukaryota; Metazoa; Chordata; Mammalia; Chiroptera; Rhinolophidae. The coding region runs from base 182 to 1570 and encodes 462 amino acids.